This is a messenger RNA of Tilletiaria anomala UBC 951, 1502 nucleotides long. Its product is annotated as putative IDH1-isocitrate dehydrogenase [NAD] subunit 1, mitochondrial. NCBI's taxonomy places the organism in Eukaryota, Fungi, Basidiomycota, Exobasidiomycetes, Georgefischeriales, Tilletiariaceae. Bases 127 to 1281 code for a protein of 384 amino acids. Gene Ontology annotation, molecular function: isocitrate dehydrogenase (NAD+) activity; magnesium ion binding; NAD binding. Gene Ontology annotation, biological process: isocitrate metabolic process; tricarboxylic acid cycle. The record is from RefSeq and is a predicted model, not a curated record. Gene Ontology annotation, cellular component: mitochondrion. The transcript has 3 exons.
CUCUCUUCUUCUCGUACGCUUACAUCUUGCAAGGAUAUCCUCUAUCUCACCUUCUCGACUUGCUCGACCGCCGUGCUGCAACAUCCCUUCGCCCUGGCGUUGCAGAGUUUAUUUCAUACAGGCACCAUGGCUGCUCUGAGAAGUGCAUUCAAGACCGCCGGCGUCACGGCAAACGCCGCUGCUUCCGUCCUCCGCCCUGCCGCACCGCAAGUCCUGCGCCCAGCCAGCACACUCGCAGCCGCACGUUCAUCUCGGCCUGCAACCACAAAAUAUGGCGGCGUCUCCGUGGUCACGCUGUGCCCCGGUGACGGUAUCGGCGUCGAGCUGACCGACUCGGUCAAGGAGAUCUUCGAGUCGCUCAAUGUCCCGGUCGAGUGGGAGGAGUUCAAUGUCAGCGGAGAGACACACGGCAGCGAGGCGCUCUUCAAGGAGGCCAUGGAGUCGUUGCGAAGGAACAAGGUUGGCUUGAAGGGCAUCUUCUUCACACCUAUCGAGACUGGCUCACACAACUCAUGGAACGUCGCCAUGCGCCAGCAGCUCGACAUCUACGCGUCGCUCGUCAUCUGCAAGACCCUGCCGGGCUACCCGACAAGGCAUAAGGACGUCGACUUUGCCAUCAUCCGCGAGAACACGGAAGGCGAGUACUCGGGUCUCGAGCACCAAUCCUACCCAGGCGUCGUUGAGUCGCUCAAGGUAUCGACAAAAGCCAAGGCGGAACGGAUCACGCGCUUCGCGUUCGACUUUGCGCUGAAGAACGGCAGGAAGAAGGUGACAUGCGUGCACAAGGCCAACAUCAUGAAGCUUGGCGACGGCCUCUUCCUCAACACCUUCCGCGAGGUCGCAAAGGAGUACGAGAGCAGCGGGAUUGCGAGCAACGACAUGAUUGUUGACAACACGUCCAUGCAGCUCGUCUCCAAGCCGCAGCAGUUCGACGUUAUGGUCAUGCCCAACCUUUACGGCAACAUCGUCUCAAACAUCGGCGCCGCGCUCGUCGGUGGCCCCGGUAUCGUUCCUGGCUGCAACAUCGGCCGCGAGUACGCCCUGUACGAGCCGGGAUGCCGCCACGUCGCCAAGGACAUCAUGGGAACUGGCAAGGCCAACCCGGCCGCCAUGAUCCUCUCCUCCACCAUGAUGCUCAGGCACCUCGGCCUUGACACACAGGCCAACCAGAUCGCAGAGAGCGUCUACAAGGUCAUCCAGGAGGGUAAGGUCCGCACCGCAGAUAUGGGCGGCAACGCCAAGACACAGGACUUCACCGCCGCCGUCAUCUCGCACCUCUGAGCAUGGCACGACCAAAAAUCUGGAAGUCCAUUCACCUGCGCUCGCCUGAUCUUCUGGCUCUGAACGUCUAGCGUUAGCCUUGCGCAUCGCAAGACCACCACCUAGCAUUGGCGAUUGCCGCAUCGUUGAUGACGGCUCGUUCAUAUUUUUGCAUGUAGAUACACUCUAGAACCACAUUGACACGGAGAAACUCUACUUGUAAAGAUGAAAUAGCGACAAUG